Messenger RNA from Humulus lupulus (European hop), 579 nucleotides. RefSeq lists its product as uncharacterized. The record is from RefSeq and is a predicted model, not a curated record. Lineage: Eukaryota; Viridiplantae; Streptophyta; Magnoliopsida; Rosales; Cannabaceae. The coding region runs from base 1 to 579 and encodes 192 amino acids. The transcript has a single exon.
AUGACUACUAGCUGGCGCCGCAUGUGGGCUUUGAUUACUCAGUCCAAAGAAUCUGACGCCAAGCAUGCUGAGGAGGUCAAGAUGCUCGAGGGGAAAAAUGCAGAAUUGCUCGAUCAGAAGAAUAAGCUAGCCGAAGAACUGAAGACUUUCCAAACUUCCCUGACCAAAGUCGUUGUGGAAAAGGAGAAGUUCAAGGAGUCUUCUAAGCUUAACUUUCAGGAGGCCAAGAAGCUUGAGGAUGAGCUGAUUGCUAGUAGAAAGGAAAGUGAAGGGUUGGAGGGGUGCAUCAAAGAGCUCGAGGAGGCCAAUGCUAGCAGCUUGGAGAGGUGUAAGGGAGCCACCUCCAAUUGCUUCUAUUCAUUUUGGAAGCACAACUACGAGGCCAACUUCAACUAUCUUUCCGAGCGCAUGAGGCGAACUGAAAUAGGCCGGUGCCUUGCUCGCCUAGAGGAAGAGGAGAGAGCGAAAAUCCUAGCCUCCCACGAAAUCUCCUUGGCUACGGGCGUUGAAGGUGCAGAAGUGGAAGCUGCGACUUCUGUCGACCAGCCAACUACUCAGGACCCUCAUGCUGCCUUAUAA